Cuscuta campestris is the source of this 4151-nucleotide messenger RNA. The record is from the annotation of a GenBank genome assembly. NCBI's taxonomy places the organism in Eukaryota, Viridiplantae, Streptophyta, Magnoliopsida, Solanales, Convolvulaceae.
ACAGAUUUGUAGAAGGAAUGACUCUGUCCUUUUCAAGGUAUUCAUGGUAUUGUAUCUGACAUUUUACUUUGUCAAGAUGGUGCCCCAAUCUUCAUUCAAUUCGUCACUGAAACUCUGAAAGUUAGAAGUACGUUAAGAUCAUGUUUGGUGGAGGUGCAUUUGGUCGAUCUGCCCAGAUUGAGAAGAAGUUUGGCUUUGAAAUGGAAGGAUUAACCGCUAUCUGCGUGGGUCUUGGAGAAAUCGAGGAAGGCGAAGAUGGGAAUGCUAUCGGCUAUGAUACAGGAGAACACUGCUCAGAAAAUUUGAAGGAUUUACUAAGGUUUCUGAGGCGAGAUGACCCACAGACAAGAGAAGUAUUCAAGCAAGUUUGUAAAUGGAACAUUGUAGGGAAACAAUUGCUCCCUAUUAUAGAGUAUUGCCAUGAAGAUCGUAAUUUGGUGCUAAGUACUGUCAAGGUCCUGGUACUUUUAACCAUGCCAAUUGAGUUCUCAUCAAUUGACAUACCCCAGCAGUUGGAAGACCUUUGGGCGAUAAAGUCUUCCAUUACUCAUAGCGAAGUUGUGCCAGUGAUCAUGUCUCUCUUGGAAAGCCCUUUAGAAAAUCUUGAAUGUGAAUCCUUCACUGAGGAUGACUGGAAACUUGUUCAGCUGGUGGUUACAUUAUUUCGCAACAUUUUAGCAAUUCAAGAUAUUUCACCACAUCAAAAAGCUGGCGGGGCAUCUACCUUGCAAUUCACGUACCUAAGAGACAAGUUUUUGGAACUUUUAUUUCGAGAGAACGUAAUGGAUGUGAUCUUAGUUUUGUCACAGCAUGUGGGUGGCAGUUGUAGAUAUCUCCAACACGAUAACCUCCUCGUGCUGGAAACUUUUUACUACAUAUUUAUUGGUCAAGAGCCAGAGUUGAUUGCAAAAGCUUAUUCGAAGUGUUCAAAGGUGGAUGAAGUUGUUGUAAGUUCAGUUAACACUCUCACAGAGAUUAUGCAAGAGGAACGUGAAAAGAGAAGGCUCAUCCGUCAACGGAAUCUAGGUUGCUAUUCUCAGUUUGGCGGAACAUUCACACGGCUUUCCUUGGAUGGCUCAAAAACAUUAUUGAAAGGGAAUCCUUUGGUUUCUCAUGAUGCUCGGCUUAAAGUUCAUAAAAAUCACCGAGGUCCAAUGAAAAGAACGGCGUGGGACCAGGGCAGAUUACCAUCAACCAAUCAUAAGAUUUUAGAGCUACUAUAUGAUUUCAUUAACCAAUUCUUAGAAGGGGGAUACAACGUUUUGAUGGAGUCAGUGAGGGAAGAUAUUGAGAAAGAACAUCACUCCAUUCAGAACAGUGAUGUACUUGUAUUCAUUCAAGUUGCACAAUUUGUUGUUUCUUUUCAGUACCACAAAUUUUCAAAUAAGCCUAAUGCUGGAGCUCAUACCAAUUCACCAGUCAAUUGUCAUUCCGAUGACACUUUGUUUCCGGGCUCUAUAUGUGGUCCAAUUGCCGAAACACUAAAUGAGUCAAUGUUCCAACUGGUUAAUCAUAAGUGGCGAUAUGCCUUUGACACACUGAAGGAAACAAAUGACUGUAAAUUUCUUUCUGCUGCCGGAUCCUUCAUGAAAACUAUGCUUCUCAUGCUGGAUUUGGUCCUUAAGCAGUCCCCAGACGAUUCCAAUGAAAACCAAACUACUCGUAUCCUUCUGUACAAGUUAUUCUAUGACCAGACUGAUGAAGGAAUGACUCAGUUUAUCUUGAACCAGAUCAAAUCAUUUGAUACCCAUAAGCAAGCAAAAAGUUACCUUGCUGAUUUGUUAGAAGCUAUGAGUAUUGUUCUCCAGCUCAUGGAGAAGCUUCAAGCAUGCGGCAUGCUAAGGGUUUCAAAGAAGUUGAGGAAGAAACAGAAGAAAAAAACAAUGAUGGAUGAUGAGAAAGUAAAUCAUGGUAACAUAUUCCCAGAUAAAACUACAGUUCAAAAUGAUCAAGAGGGAUCUGACGGUGAAAAGGGAACAUUUGCAUAUCCGGACAUGCAAGGAGAUAAUUCCAUUCCAUCUCAGGUUGAUGAACCUAUGGUAUUGGGUGUGAAUAACACAAAUAUUGAUGACCAUGAAGAAACGCCUGAAAAUUUUAAUGCUGUCCAGAAAGACAUUGAUGGCUUCAGCAAUGAGAGACCAAUGAAUAUUGAUGUUGUGAAUGUUGAUGAUGAAUCUUCAGAACAUAAAAGAACUUCUGAAAGCUUCCAUGAUUUAAAUAAUGACACCAACAACCAGUCUGGUGAGGAGGAGGAUGUGAUGACAGGUGAAGUUGAUCUGAAAGUUUCUGCUUUGGUUUCUGCUCUUGCAAGCAACUCUAUUGUGCAGAAUCUCUGUUGGCUGUUGAAGUUCUAUAAGACAAACUCUAUUAUUACAAAUGAUUCUAUCGUACGCAUGCUGCAGAGGAUCUGUGAUGAUUUGGAACUUUCUCCUAUGUUGUAUCAGUUAUCUCUUCUCACAAUAUUCUACAAUAUUCUGGAGGAGCAGAAUUUAAGGCCAUGCAAAGAGUAUGAGAGUAUUGUCGGCUUCCUUACUGCUUUAGUAAGAAGAAUGCUGCGGAAAAUGAAGAGUUGUCCUCUACUUUUUAUAGAGGUCCUCUUUUGGAAAACACGCAGCGAAUGCUUUUAUAUCAAUUGUGAAUCUAUGCUUAACGAUCUCUCUAGUAUAAAGAAAAGCAACAAAAAAGGGAGUUUUAUUGGAGAAGGUGAACUCCAUUCAUCCGAUAGGCAAGGAUGGAACAGCAGAAGUAUAGCCGAUGCACUUGGUGAUGAUGAAGCGGACUUUGUAUUAUCGCAUGGAGAUUUUGUAAGGGACAAGGCACAUGGUGGGGAAGGAGGUAGCAAUCAAAAUCUUGGUGAAGAGGAGGAACAUAACUUUGAAUCCAUCUCAGAUGAGGAACAUUGUGAAACUAGAAAGUUUGACAAAGAGGAUCACUUUGUUGAAAAAGAGGUUGAAAGGGUGCGAAAAAGAAGAAAACUAUCAGUCCUUGGCAAUGAGCUGAAAGAAAAAGUGAAGGAACUUUAUGAGAAAUAUAAAGAUCAACAACAUUGUGAUCGUCUCAUUGCUGAAGCCCUUGAUCCAGAUGGGAAGGUUUCACCACUUCAAGUAUCCAAAGCACUUAAACAUCUUGGAUUAAAGAUUCCACGAAAGAAGAGAACACCAAGUACUACCCAUGUUGCCAAUCAAUUUGGGCCUCCACAAUUGGAGGAAUCUUCAGUACGGACUAUAAACACGAGAAAGAGGGUGCAAGCAUUCAGUGAAGAGCAGGAGCAGAAAAUCAAAGCUUUAUUUGAGCAGUUCAAAGCUCAAAAGAGGUGCAGCCAGAUGAUAGCCAAUGCAUUGGGUCCCGAGGGAACUUUCACAGCAGCAAAGGUUACACGCAAACUCAAACAGCUCGGCUUGCUUCUCGGCUUGCUUGUUCCCAAAAAGAAGUCUAACUCUAACUUACAUUUGAGGAAUGAAACUUCUAGUGACAACUCUGAUGAUGAAACUUUGAUGUCAAUGAAGAUGAGGAGCAAGAAACAGGUGAUGGGAAGUGCUCAUGAAGAAAAACAAGAUGAAUCUGAUGACGAACUUCUAAGUAAAGUUGUGAAGAAAAUUAGCAAGAAAACUGAAGAUAACCGCACUAACAAUUCAACUGCAGAAGAAGGUUUUGCAGAGAUGGAUAGUGAGAUGUCAAGCAGGGGCGACUUUGAAGACACGAGUGAGGUCCAAGGAAAUGAAGACCUGCCCUCAAAAAACCAAGCCGGGAAUGGAGGAAGUGGAUUCGACAGUGAGAGGAGAGAUUUGCAGCGGUUGGAGGUCAUCCAUGAGUUGGAUGAUGAUGAUGAUGAUGAUGAUGAUGCUCCCAUUCCAUUGUCUAAUAACAAUAACAGGAGAACUGAAGGAUCAAGAAGAAGGCUCCGGAUGGCAUUGAUUGAUUUGGAUGAGGAAGAAUGAUGAAUUUACAAGGAUGUUUUUGUGUGCAGAGUCCCCUCAAGGUUUUUGAUCCAUGUUCUUUUCAUGUUCUUGUAAGCUGUAAUUAAAAGUGAACUCCAAAUGUAUGAAACCCAGAAAACUGUCUGGUGUUUAAGUAAGGUAUAUAUAGCUGUAAUGUAAUAAUGUUUGUUCAUUAAUGAGUAUCAAGUUUCACAAUAACUAUUUGGCUUACUU